ACUUUCGUUUCUGUUAUCUUACUCGUGGCAUUUCGUAUUCCCGUAAGAGAAACAGAAAAUAGAACUGACAGUUUCAGAGAAGUUGACAGUUGGGUUGGGCGUGUAACUGUGUUCAUUUCAGCCAGAUGAUGUUGAAAUUGCAGAAAAUCAACUUACCAGCCCCUUAAGGGGGUUGGAAGGGAGGUGGAAAGGCUGCAGGUGUGGAUGGACAAGCCCAUGGAUAGAGCAGAUCAGCAUGACUACUUGAAACGUGACUCAGUUAUGUGUUCCAAUGGCCAACAAGAUCCAACAUCUAUCUUCCGUACUUUGAUAGAUGACAUCAAGAAUUUAGAUGAUGACAGGGUGCACUAUUUUGCAAAACUGGCAACCAUCAUUCCAAGUUUACAAGACAGCACACACUGUGAUGGCAUCGACAUCCCAGAAUAUUCGCAGUUCUGGACCCAAGUGUUGGACCUCCUUGUCAAACAGAAUGAAUGGCGGGGUGUGGAUCUUCUUAUCCAGCCAAGGAAUGGACCCUGGUCGCCACUUGACGGCCGAGCGGCCACCCUGCCAACAGCAGAUAUACGUAUAUCCACUAUGCUUGGGUCCAUGAGUGAUGUGGACUUGCAUGGCUUUGGUGUCCGACUUGCCAUCACUCUCUUGAAGAAGGGCACACCUCUUGAGAGUAUUGUAGAUGAAGACGAAGAACCGCUAAUGAUAGCGGCUGUCAGAUCAGCUACCAGAUCAGGUAAUCUGGACCUGAUGGAGUAUGUCCUGGAGAGGCAGCCGGACCUCAGCCUGCAGAUUGACCAGCCUGACAGUCGGGGGGACUCACCCCUCCACCUGUGUGUGAAGAGCCUGGCCAAGAGUGUCACCCACAGACGUGAUCUGCUCGGGCUGCUGCUGGGGCUGGGAUGCUGUGUCAGUGUCCGUGAUGGUCGAGGGAAGACUGCUGUGCAGUAUCUUGAUACUGAGGAUCCAUGUCAUCAACUACUGGAACAUGCAUCACGAUAUGCAGGUGAAGGUUUGAGGAGAAGAUUGGAUCGCCUGAAAGCCAUGGGAGACAGCUGUUUCAAGCAGGAUGAGUAUAGGGAGGCACUGAAGUGGUACAGAGAAGCCAUGGUCCUUGCUGAGAGUGUCACCAACCUUAAACUCGAUCUUGCACUUCUACACAGUUCUUGCUCAGCUGUCUAUGUUAACUUGGCUAUCAUGGAAGAUGAGGAUGAAGAAGGCAGUCCUUCAUCUUGCAGAGAAAUGGAAGAACUACACAGAAAAAAGACCCAGCUUUUAUCCUUGUUAUCUAAUCAUAAAAUACCAGUACAAUUGGAUUAUGAAGAUAAUUUGAGCCAAGGACAAGGUGAUGGACCAACCAGUACUUCUGCUGAUACAACUGUACAAUUAGAUUAUGAAGAUGACUUGAGCCAAGGACAUGGUGAUGGACCAACCAGUAGUUCUCCUGAUACAACUGUUUAGUUGGAUUAUGAAGAUUACUUGAGCCAAGGACAAGGUGAUGGACCAACCAAUGCUUCUCCUGAUAAAUCCAUACAAUUGGAUUAUGAAGAUGAUUUGAGCCAAGGACAAGGUGAUGGGCCAACUAAUACUUCUCCUGAUGCAACUGUACAGUUGGAUUAUGAAGAUGACUUGAGCCAAGGACAAGGUGAUGGACUAACCAAUACUUCUCCUGAUGCAACUGUACAGUUGGAAUAUGAAGAUGACUUGUGCCAAGGACAAGGUGAUGAACCAACCAGUAGUUCUGCUGAUACAUCAGGACAGUGUAAGGAUGAAAGAGCAAGCAGAGCAAGCAAGACAGAAGGUACUGAAAAGGUAGACAAUAAGAGUCUGUUCAAUGAAAACCUUGAUGAUAGAGCAAGCCAUACAGAAUUUGAAAACCCUGUGGAUGAAUCCAAAAAAGCUAUUUUCGACACAGCAGAGAGCAAAGUAUUUUUUAAGCAGGGACAGGUAAAAAAAGAACAAGAUGAUGAGGGUAGACGCAGUCUAGAUGUUAUCCCAGCCAUUAUACAUUCAAAUGUAAGUCAACUUGGCAAUGGUGGGACCAAUGACAAGCAGCCUGAGGUAUCUGGUGUUAAGUCCAAAAUAUAUCAGAAGAUUGAAAUUCCAGCCAAACCAGAAAAGAAAUACCCUUCUGGUAUCACAGAAGGUAAAAAGAUGCAAGCUGCCAGAAUAGCAAAGCCAGAGCACAAUCUCCAGAUGCUGUCAAAGACUGAAGAUGUUCCAAAGGAAGAUGGUGACAUUCCUGAGAUAUCUCAAGGUAAAUGCUCACUCAAUACAGCACCAGGAGUUCCUUCAGAAUUAGCUCCAAGACAACUGAUAGAUUGUACAGAAAAGGAAAUGACAGGCCCUAUAUCAGUGGAUGAAACUACUAAUGAAGAUACUGAGCACUCAAA
Messenger RNA from Haliotis rubra (blacklip abalone), 2384 nucleotides. RefSeq lists its product as uncharacterized. The transcript has 7 exons. NCBI's taxonomy places the organism in Eukaryota, Metazoa, Mollusca, Gastropoda, Lepetellida, Haliotidae. The record is from RefSeq and is a predicted model, not a curated record. Gene Ontology annotation, molecular function: protein binding. Bases 205 to 1452 code for a protein of 415 amino acids.